Messenger RNA from Petromyzon marinus (sea lamprey), 763 nucleotides. NCBI's taxonomy places the organism in Eukaryota, Metazoa, Chordata, Hyperoartia, Petromyzontiformes, Petromyzontidae. The record is from RefSeq and is a predicted model, not a curated record.
UUGAUGUUGUUGUUGUUGAUGAUGUUGUUGUUGAUGUUUAGGUUCAAGGUGAGUGCCUCUCCGCUGGCUAAGCAGCUACCAGCUCUGCUGUUGUUCUGUGACGGAGUCGAGGCGAUGAGGCGGCCGCUGACAGAUAGCAGGGGAAGAGCUGUCACGUGGACAUUUAGUCAGGAGAACGUCAUCCGUGAGUUCAACCUGAACGAGAUUUACGCAGAAGGUAGCAGCAGGAAGAAGAGGAAGGAGGUGAAGGAGGUGAAGAAGGAGGAGGUGAAGGAGGUGGUGAAGGAGGAGGUGAAGGAGGUGGUGAAGGAGGAGGUGAAGGAGGAGGAGGGGAGCGUUGCGGAGACCAAGAAAAAUAAAUGAGUCAACUUUUUUUUUGGUUGCAUGCAACCCCGGAUUGCACGCAAUCCAGAUUGCACGCAACCCGGAUUGCACGCAACCCGGAUUGCACGCAACCCGGAUUGCACGCAACCCGGAUUGCACGCAAUCCAGAUUGCACGCAAUCCAGAUUGCGUGCAAUCCAGAUUGCACGCAAUCCGGGUUGCAUGCGACCGAGGUAGGCUGCAACUCAUUCAAUUGCAUGCAACUCGCAGCGAGGGAGAAAGUUGCCCGCAACUGCUUAGGCAACCAGUUGCACUCCAGAUGGGAGUGCACGCACACACACUCCAACUACACGCGUGUGUGUUAGUGUGUGUGUUAGUAAGUGUGUUAGUGUGUGUUAGUGUGUGUGUGUUAGUGUGUGAGUGUGUUAGUGUGUGUGUGU